AUGGUUCCUGGCGAACGUUCCUGUCAUGAAAGAAGUUUAAAGAUGGACAAUUUACUGGUAAAUACAUCUGAGAAUUCAACCAAUCAACUUUCCAAUAACGCCACUAUUUUUGAACAUAGCUGUACACAUGAAUCUUACUACCGGGUAUUGAUGUUCACUUUACUUGGCGUUGUUUUGCUACCAUGCGUUGUGUUGAAUAGCGCUAUUAUUUUUUCGUAUCUCAUGGAGAAAGCAUUGCGGACAUUGGCCACUAAUUACUUUAUUAGUCUAGCAACUUCUGAUUUAAUUAGAGCGUUCACAGUCACUUGGAUGAUGAUGCAUUACACGUAUAAUUACCCCGAUUGGGUGCUGGGUGAAAUCGGAUUUUGGAUUUUGAAUAUGUCAUGGUGUUUUACCUAUGUUCUACCACUCGUGCAUCUAUGUGUUUUGUUCUUUUAUCGGAGUGUAGCUUCUCGAUCGAAUGGUUAUGUUAAAAAUAAUACUGAUUUUGAUGUCAGAGUCUUGUUGCCUUGGAUUUAUUCGAUUGUAGUAACUGGAUUACUAAUGAUCUCUUUUCAAAGCACAAAAUAUAAUGGUUACAUCUGGAAUGUAGACCAAAAGACUUAUUUGGCAUUUUUAGCAAUACAUUUCACCGUUCCUUUAUUAUUAUGUGCGAUUCUGUAUAAUAUCAUUGUUCGUAAAAUGCCAAGUAUAGCUGCGACUUCAGAUAAGACGCCAUAUAAUGGUGGAAUGCUCAGUAAAUCGCGAGAAUUAAAAGUUGCAAAAACAGCUUUAAACAUUUUGAUAUUCUUGUAUCUCGUUUGGUUCCCGGCGACGAUUUUGGAAAUUCUCUUUGUUGCCAGUGGACAAAAUUGCACUUAUAUAAAGUUACGAACAAUCUCUGCUUGGCUCAUGAGUAUAUCUGGCUUCAUUAAUCCGAUCCUGUUUUUAUCAAAGCAUUCGAAAUUUCGAAUGUACGUGAGGCAUCGAGUGUUUCAUGUUCCGAUUAGACGAACGUGGUCCAUGAGGAGAAAAUCGGACGUUUCAAUUAUGAACAGUCGCGCAAUGAGCCAAAAUCCGAAGAUAAAUCGUGGCUUUCAUAGCUCAUCACAGUCCGUGAUAAUACCUAACGAGCCACCUUCGUUAAGCUACUCAUCUUAA
This is a messenger RNA of Hydractinia symbiolongicarpus, 1140 nucleotides long. Its product is annotated as rhodopsin, GQ-coupled-like. The record is from RefSeq and is a predicted model, not a curated record. NCBI's taxonomy places the organism in Eukaryota, Metazoa, Cnidaria, Hydrozoa, Anthoathecata, Hydractiniidae. Gene Ontology annotation, cellular component: membrane. The coding region runs from base 1 to 1140 and encodes 379 amino acids. Gene Ontology annotation, biological process: G protein-coupled receptor signaling pathway. Gene Ontology annotation, molecular function: peptide binding; G protein-coupled receptor activity. The transcript is spliced from 2 exons.